CUGACGGCAGUAGCCGCGGCGACGACAGCGCAGACGGUGAAGCGCAUUGUAAAGAUUGGAAGUGUUGUGGUGGAUUAAUGUAUGCUCAAGAGCGGUUUUGUGGUGGAUUGAUGUAUGUUGCUAAAAAGAGCCGACAAGAUGUUGAAGAAGAAGAACAAAGGAACAAAGACGAAGAGCUGGUGAAAGGGGAAGUGGUCGAGGGAGGCUGUGGAAACGGCAGUCGCAACUUUGAUGAACGCAAACGGGGAAGGGCAGGGUUGGAUUCAAUCGAUCUUUCCACCACGUGGGUUGUUCGGUGGGUAAUGGCUGGGAGUUUGGAGCAGUGAAAGCCGGACGCAGAGGGACGUAGUCAAAUGUGAACGGCCAGAGCAGCAAAGCAAGGAUAGAGUCCUCAGCGCAAGCAGCGGAAAGGACAAAUAUAAUAAUAAUCAAUCAUGGGCGCGAGGCUGGGAUUCAGUCACACAAAUCUCACUGGCGCAGAGGGAAACACCCGCCCCUGCGCCACGAGCCACGCACCCAGUGAAAGCAGCACAAACAAGGCUGCUGAUCGCACUCUGGGACCUCUUUUAGGCGCGAAUCUACUUUUGAUUGCGGCUGCGCAAUCCGCAGUGCGCACACCGUGGUGGCCCCAAGGCCCCAAAUUGAGGUCCGGGACAAAGAUAUCGAGAAACAAGCUUUGGCCAAAGCGAUUGAAACAUGCAGGCACCGCAGAGAAACAACCCGCAUCGUCCAAUCAGCCCGCCCGUCGAGUCUCAGGAACCCGCAGUGUACGCGCCCACGACUGGGAGGCCGACCGGGUGUGGUCUCUCGCGUGUGUGCAUUCACCCCCUCCCUUCACUGGGCGCUCUCUCAUCACCACCCGCUCUCUUGACGCUCUGCUGUGCUGUCACCCAGAUGCAAACCGUGAGACUCUCGUGGCAUGUUGCUCCAGCAAUAGAUGAUCGCUUUGUUGGUUUCUCUUGUCGCAAGCUGGCAACCAGAUGCGGUCAGAAAAGGCUUC
Molecule: messenger RNA, 1000 nt
Organism: Westerdykella ornata
Lineage: Eukaryota; Fungi; Ascomycota; Dothideomycetes; Pleosporales; Sporormiaceae
Exons: 1
Coding region: 435-941 (168 amino acids)
Source: RefSeq, a predicted model, not a curated record